Molecule: messenger RNA, 2037 nt
Organism: Dichomitus squalens LYAD-421 SS1
Lineage: Eukaryota; Fungi; Basidiomycota; Agaricomycetes; Polyporales; Polyporaceae
Product: galactose oxidase
Exons: 4
Coding region: 215-1756 (513 amino acids)
Molecular function (GO): protein binding
Source: RefSeq, a predicted model, not a curated record
CGCAGCCCGCUGCCGAAGGCCACGCUUGAUGGUCGUGCAGCGGGCACAAGACGGGUUGCACAAGCUCGACUGGGAAGGCGGGCCGCGAACGCUCGCACCGAGCCUGUAUCUGGCGCUCAGCGAACAUCUUGUACCCGCAGAGCUUCGUGCUCGCCGUCUCGACUCUCCCUCUCCGCGGUCCUAGCUGAACAUCUACCGUACGGACGACCCGAAGAUGCCGACAGACCAGCCCCGCACUAUGUCUGUAAUCGACUCGCCGCGCACCUCCGGAAGCACGCUCUCGGACGUGCCCGAGGAGCAGCCGAUGACCCCGAGCGCACGCUCGCCGUACUUCCACCAGGCGGUCACCGGCUCCGCAACGACGUUCAAGCCUGCUACGAGCACGACGUCUCUGUCCAGUGUUGGGGCGGGCAUCACUUCGCCUUCGAGGACACCGUCGGUGACGAGCCAGCGGACGCCUUCGGGACUCACGAGGUCGGGCACGGGGAGAUCGGCCAGCGGGGACGGGGGGCCAAGCGGGGUCGCAACCCCCAGGAACCCGCGGUCUGGGUCCCCGGCGACGCUGAAGGAGCGGGAACGGGAACCGCGGGAUGGCCGGGAGGGCAAGGACGAGAAGCAGGAGGGGGGCACAAGACGGGAGCGGGAAAGGGAAAGGGAAAGGGACAGGGAGGGGGGCGAGCGCGGGGGCGAGCGCAAGGGCGGGAGGCCAGGGCAGCCUCCACCGACGCACCGGAUACGCAACACGCCGCACCUGCCGCAUGCGAAGGACGUCGAGCUCACGCCGGCGACGCUCAUGCACUGGAGCAGGGCGCCGGUGUACGGCGCGAUGCCUCUGCAUGGGUCGAGGGCGCAUAGCGUGACGCUGAUCGAUAGCACUGCGUGGAUGUUUGGCGGGUGCGACGAGAGCUUGUGUUGGAGGGAUGUGUUCUGCUUCAAUACUGAAACGAUGCAAUGGUCCCACCCUGAGGUUGUGGGAGACAUCCCCCCACCCUGCCGCGCGCACACCGCGACGCUCGUCGACCGCAAGCUAAUCGUCUUCGGCGGCGGUGAAGGCCCCUUGUACUACAACGACAUCUACAUCCUCGACACGACCAUGCGCCGCUGGGUGCACCCGAUACUCCCCGAAGACGCGGUCAUUCCCCCGCCGCGCCGCGCGCACACGUCCGUCCUGUACAAGGGCAAGCUGUGGAUCUUCGGGGGAGGGAACGGGAGCACGGCGCUCAACGACGUGUGGACGCUCGACGUGAGCGGGCCCGUGGAUCGGAUGCGGUGGGAGCAGAUGGAGACGAGGGGGAAGAAGCCGACCCCGCGGGGGUACCAUACGGCGAACCUGAUCGGGAACGUUAUGGUCGUGGUGGGAGGGAGUGAUGGGAGGGAGUGUUUCUCGGAUAUCUGGUGCCUCAACCUUGAUACCUUACUAUGGAGCCUUGUAAAGCUCGGGGAGAACCACAAGCGGCUGUCGCAUUCGGCGACGCAAGUGGGAUCGUAUCUAUUCAUCUUUGGGGGGCACGAUGGGGUGACGUACAUGUCUGAUCUCUUGCUGUUCAACCUCGUGUCACUUCAGUAUGAGCCCCGCCAAAUCGCAGGGCGACCGCCGUCCGCCCGUGGAUACCACGCUGCUUGCCUCGCUGACAGCCGCCUAUUCAUAUUCGGAGGCUUCAACGGCGUUGAGGUCUUCGAUGACGUCCACCUCCUGGACCUCGCUGGCGCAGCGUACCUCCCACAGGUCACGAGCUUCCAUAUCGACGUCGAAUAAUCAUAUCGGUCCCCUCCAUCACCAUUCCCAUCUGUUCCUUCUGGCAUGCCCCUUCGUCAUCCACAUUUCCUUGGUUCCUGCGGCGAACAGCGCGAAGCGUAGGCCACCGCGGCAACCGCCUUCAACAUGUAACUUAUACCCGCGCACCCUCUCUGAUCAUGAUACGCCUAGCCAUCUAAUUUGCGUCGCGUCUGCUGUUUGCUGUCCUGCCUUCAUCCCUUCUCUUUUUCCCCGCUACAUAGCGUCAUCAAAGUGUGUAUCGUCUGGUGUCCAUCUCGUCC